This is a messenger RNA of Trichechus manatus latirostris (Florida manatee), 877 nucleotides long. It is a transcript of the gene DKKL1, whose product is annotated as dickkopf like acrosomal protein 1. NCBI's taxonomy places the organism in Eukaryota, Metazoa, Chordata, Mammalia, Sirenia, Trichechidae. The transcript has 5 exons. Bases 134 to 835 code for a protein of 233 amino acids. The record is from RefSeq and is a predicted model, not a curated record.
UCCGUGGACGGCUGGAGGAGUCCGGGAGUCCGUCGAUUUGACCGUGGGCUGGCACAGGGGCGAGACCCAGAGGACGGCGCGGAGCGUGGGCGAAGGUCUUAGUAGGAGAUCUAGCCUCCCCUUCCGCCCCGAAAUGUGGCGCCCGCUGGUCCUACUGCUGCUGCUCCCCUCCAUCCUGGUGCCCCCAUCCACUGCCGCCCCAAUCCGCGAUGGUGACUUCCAGGAGAGCUCCUCGGGCUUGCUAGGCCUCCAGAGCCUACUCCAAGGCUUCAGCCGGCUUUUCCUGAAAGAUGACCUGCUUCGGGGCAUGGACAGCUUCUUCUCUGCCCCUAUGGAUUUCCGGGGACUCCCCAGGAACUACCACCAAGAGGAGAACCAGGAGCGCCGGCUGGGGAACAACACCCUCUCCAGCCAUCGCCAGAUUGACAAGAUGACCGACAACAAUACGGGAGAGGUGCUGAUCUCCGAGAAGGUGGUGGCAUCGAUUGAGCCAGCAGAGGGGAGCUUUGAGGGUGACUGGAAGGUGCCCAAGAUGAAGGAGAAGGAAGCCCUGGUGCCUGUGCAGAAGGCUGUGGAUGACUUCCAUGUGGAGCCCCGUCCUCGGGUGGCCUUCUGGAUCAUGAAGCUGCCCCGGCGGAGGUCCCACCAGGAUACGCAGGAGGGCAACCACUGGCUCAGUGAGAAGCGGCACCGGCUGCAGGCCAUCCGGGAUGGGCUGCGCGAGGGAACCCACGAGGAUCUCCUCCAUGAGGGCCCCCAAGGCUCCUUACACCCCAGGCUACCAGCCCGCAAAGCCCACUUCCUGUACAUUCUCAGGCCCUCCCAGCAGCUCUAAGAUGGGGACUGGGAGUGUGUAUCCCCACAGACCCCACCCCCA